Messenger RNA from Brettanomyces nanus, 1170 nucleotides. RefSeq lists its product as uncharacterized. Lineage: Eukaryota; Fungi; Ascomycota; Pichiomycetes; Pichiales; Pichiaceae. The record is from RefSeq and is a predicted model, not a curated record. Gene Ontology annotation, molecular function: peroxidase activity; heme binding. The coding region runs from base 1 to 1170 and encodes 389 amino acids. The transcript has 2 exons. Gene Ontology annotation, biological process: response to reactive oxygen species; hydrogen peroxide catabolic process; cellular response to oxidative stress.
AUGUAUUAUUUGGUGAUUAUGUCUUCAAUUAGUAUUCCGUUUACUAGAAAUAUAUCACGGGUCUUGAUCCGUAGAGGUAGCCAAUCAUUGUUGAAGGGUGUUCUAGUUGGCUCUGUUUUAGUUGCUUCUUACAGCGAGAAGAAGAGAAGAGAGGGUAAAAAGAGUGAGUCUAACUCCGGCAGUGGUAACUCCGGUAACGGUAAUUUUGGUAGGGGUGGUGUCAAACCAUCUUGGGCGUUCUUGGGAGGUCUCUUUGGUACAGCCGAAUACGAGAAAAACACACGUGAGGCUGCCACUGAGGUGAAGCCAUUCGAACAUUACCAGCAGAUUUACAAUGACAUAGCUAAACGUCUCAGAGAAUACGACGAUUGGGACGAUGGUUCGUAUGCUCCUAUUUUGGUUAGAUUAUCAUGGCAUAACUCUGGUUCUUAUGAUCAGCAUGAUCAUAGUCCUGCUAAGGGAGGAUCAUAUUCGGGUACUAUGCGCUUUGACAGAGAACAGCACGACCCGGAGAAUGCUGGCUUGACGUCUGCCACCAAGUUCUUGCAGCCAAUUAGAGAAAAGUAUGCGGAUUUAUCUGAUGGUGACUUGUGGACGCUUGGAGGAGUGGUUGGAAUCCAGGAAAUGGAAGGUCCCAAGAUUGCUUGGAGACCGGGAAGAGUUGACCAGGGAGAAGAUGCAAUUCCACCUUACCACCGACUACCAGAUGCAUCUCAGACCACAGGAGAUUACAUUAGAACCGUUUUCCAUGACAGACUGGGCUUCUCCGAUAGAGAGAUGGUAUGUUUGAUUGGUGUGGGUCACGCUAUUGGACGAUGCCAUACCACCAGCUCUGGCUACGAUGGUCCUUGGACGUUUUCACCUACUACGGUGACCAAUGAGUUUUUUAAGUUGUUGCUAAAUGAAAAAUGGGAGAUCAAAAAGUGGGAUGGAAAGAAACAAUACGUUGAUUCUAAAACCAAGUCCCUUAUGAUGCUUCCUACAGAUAUGGUACUCAAAACUGACGAGAAAUUCCGCAAGUAUGUUGAAGAAUACGCCAAGGACAGUGACAAGUGUAUGAGAGACUUUAGUGCUGUUUUUAGUAAGCUUUUAGAGAGAGGUGUUAAGUUUCCAAGUGCCACCAAGCCUAUGAUUUUCCAGACUUUAGAUGAGCAAGGAAUUGAAGAAUAA